Molecule: messenger RNA, 793 nt
Organism: Danaus plexippus (monarch butterfly)
Lineage: Eukaryota; Metazoa; Arthropoda; Insecta; Lepidoptera; Nymphalidae
Gene: mgr
Product: prefoldin subunit 3
Exons: 5
Coding region: 172-720 (182 amino acids)
Biological process (GO): tubulin complex assembly; protein folding; microtubule-based process
Cellular component (GO): prefoldin complex; cytoplasm
Molecular function (GO): tubulin binding
Source: RefSeq, a predicted model, not a curated record
AUUUUUAAGUACCUUUUGUACGUUUAUUCUUAAGACAUGACAAUUGACAACCUUUGAUGGACGAUAUUGAGACCGUUUUUGAAAUCUUACUACCAAUUCUAUUUUUAUAAUAGAAUAAAGAAUCAUAUUCGAAUAGCGAUAAUAUCAUAUUUAAGUUUAUAAGAAUUUAUUAUGGAAGGCGAUAAGGCAGAUGAAACAAAAUCUUUUUCCGGAAUUCCUGAAGCAGUGUUUGUGGACAAUGUGGAUGAGUUUAUGAACCUACCAGAAAACUCUGGUGGUGUUGAAAAAGUAUUAAGACAGUUGGAUGAGCAACAUGGUAAAUAUAAAUUCAUGGAAUAUACACUCAAUACAAAGAGAAGGCGCCUUCGGCAGCAAAUCCCGGACUUGGCCAGAUCACUAGAUGUGAUUGAAAAGUUGAGGUCACAAAAAGAAGACAUGGACACACAGUUCCUUCUCAGUGAUCAAGUUUUUGUAAAGGCAAAUAUUAAACCAACAAAAACUGUUUGUUUAUGGCUCGGAGCAAAUGUAAUGUUGGAGUAUUCUUUGGAAGAUGCUGAAAAACUCCUCACUACCAAUAUGGCUACAGCGAAAAAAAAUCUUGCAUGUGUAGAACAUGAUUUAGAUUUUUUGAGAGAUCAAUGGACAACAACAGAAGUAAAUAUGGCCAGAGUUUACAAUUGGGAUGUCAAGAGGCGUCAGGCUGCUAAAGGCGCCUGUUGAUUAAAAUUGAUUUAAUAAUUAUUAUAAAUAAAUGCAUUAAUUCUAUCUAUUUACUAUUAGUUCACAAAUCAUA